Molecule: messenger RNA, 1485 nt
Organism: Beta vulgaris subsp. vulgaris (sugar beet)
Lineage: Eukaryota; Viridiplantae; Streptophyta; Magnoliopsida; Caryophyllales; Amaranthaceae
Exons: 4
Coding region: 699-1250 (183 amino acids)
Source: RefSeq, a predicted model, not a curated record
UUUUUUUUUUUUUGAGGGGUGCUCACUGUAGAUAGUGGAAAAAUGGAAGGUGAGUAGUCCUGAUCCUUGCUUUAAUUUCAUAAAUUUUGUUAUUUUCUUGCUUUUACGUUCAUCUAUGUUGUAAAUUCCUUGUUUACGGGAAAAUAUAUUGAUUUAGGUACAGUUUAUUGUUGGGAUACUCUUGAACAAUUCGUAGAAAACAGUAGGGUUGUGCACUUGUGCUUGUAAUUUUUAAAUUUUGUUGAAAUGGUGUUUCAAAUUAUUCCAAUAUUCAAUUUAAUUUGCAGAUUUUAAUUAAAUAUUAUAGCAUGUUCAGGUAGGCAUACGAAGAAAAGGAAGACUACAAUCUACAUAUGUUGAUGACCAUUUGGAAACAAAAUAACUAUCUUGAAUCUUACCUUUGAAGAUCAUGUCUUCCUCUCUAAUCAACUCGUGUAGUACAUUUGGAUAUGAAAUACUCUUUUUUUUUUAAUAGAAUCUACCAAUCUGGGCAAGGAAGCAGGGGAGGUGAAGAGGAUAAGGGUGAAAGUUGAGUUAAGGGUACAUUUAGGACCUGAAUUAUUAGGAUUUUUACCGUUAAGAACCUGGAACUUUUUUAUGCAUCGUUCAGGUCCUAAUGCCAAUUGAAGUUGCAAAUUGUAACUAUGGUUAAGUGUGGGGCCCAAAUAAAGUAAUAAAUUGGGAAAACCCAAAAAGUAAUGAUUUGUUGUAUUUGGAGCAGAGGAAAAACACAGCGUUUGACGACUCAUUACACUGGUAUCCAUAAACUUGGUGUCACAAAACAUAACCUCCGCUAUAUAUCUCUUCCUCUGUACUCAUUCACUCUUACACUCUUCAUCUUCCACUCUUAUCAGUACAAGUUCUCUGUCAUAUUGAAAGAAGACGAUCUUAGAGGAGAUUUUUUCUGCAAAACACAUCAAAAUCUUCAAGGCUUAACACGGAAAUGUCAAAAUCUGCUGAGGAUGUGCUUAACAAGAGAAAGUGUCAUGUUCCUACAGCACCUAAGGCACCCAAUCAGGCAAGCAACCAAACUCUCAAUGCAACUGCUACUCCACCAACCCAACAAUCACAUUCAGCAGUUCCUAUGCACAACACAGGAUUUCAAAGACAAGCAAAUUUCAAUGAAAGUCAGUCAAGCUCAAGCAACACAACUAGAACAACCAAUAUACCUUCAAUUGGAUCAUUGUACUAUGGAGCAACACAAUUAUUCUAAGGCUACUACAAUAUGGAGUUUUGCUUAUUUUUGGUGAUGGUGAUUGCUGAUUGAAGAGGAUAACCAAUGGAGUUUUGCUUUUUUUCUGGGUUUUUUUCUUUUUUUUGGCUUCUUAAUAUAUUUUGGGGCAUAAGAACAUUCCCCUGCUUUUUUUUGGGUUUCUUUGUAUAACGCAUAUUGUGAAACUGUAUUUCAGGAACUAAAAGUUCCAAAAAUUCCAACGAUUACUUUUGAAUUUUAAUUUCCCCUGUUUUUUGGGUCUAGUUAACCUC